AGCUUGCCGAAAAAAGACCCUAAAUAAGGCGAGUAUAUGAGAAGCAGUCUUGCGCGCCGUUUCAAGUUUUCGAAACGGAACGAUGGGAAUUGAGUAGUCGGAGAUGGUUAGAGAAUAAUGAUCAGAUUAUCGCUACGAUGAAUAAUUUGGAGAAUCUCGCUAUGGAGACAGAGUCAUUUGAUAAAGCAAAGGUGGGCAAGCUAAAGAGACGUUCGGCAUCUUCCUCCAACAAUGAUUCUGAGAAGAACAGAAAGAGACGAAAUGUAUGCAGCAAGGAUAAAAGGAAGAAGUCGAGACGUAGGAGUAGUUCCAACAGUUCUAGUUCUUCUGAUAUCUCAAACUCGGAGAAAGCUACGCAUAAAGCAAGGAAGGAUAGGGAUGAGGAUACCAGGUACAAAACUAAGAGGUACGAAAACAAUAUGGAGUUGCAAAGAAGAAGCGGAAAGUACAAUAACGAUUACAGAUUCUACAAUCGGAGGCAUGGUAACUUUAUGAAUAAUCAAAGAGAUUAUGGAUAUUCACGACCUUAUAGAUACCACAAUUAUAAUAGAAAUAGAAGAGAUACGCAUAACAAUUAUCACUAUAAUAGAUAUAAUAGCAGAAGCUUCGAAAGAACAUUUAAUCAUAACAGAUCAAGAGUAUCAAGUUAUUAUAGAAAUAUUGGCCAGGAUGCGACUAGUCGGCUAUCGCGAGAGAGUACUUCGAAGGAGCAUACGAAUCAGUCAAGGUCCACUUCUAAGAUAGAAAAGUCUGACUCGGUGAAGGAUGAUACAGAUACAGUCGAACAAAUGAGACACAGAGAGGAGAAGAAGAAGGCGGAAAAUACACCAAGUAUAACUCAGCCAAGUCGCAAGAAGUUAAAGAGGAAAAGAUUGUCGUCCACAUCUAGUUCUUCUAGUGUCAGUAGCAGCAGUAGCGACAGUAGCAGUAGUAGUUCCAGCAGCAGCAACAGCAGUAGCAGUAGCAGCGACACUGACAGCAGUAGCAGUAGCAGCAGCAUUGAUAGCUCGGAGGACGAAAAGAAGCAGAAGAGAGCCAAGAAGAAGGCUAAGAAAUUGAAGAAGGCCAUGAAGAAGCGGAAGAACAAGAAACGCAUGAGGAAGAAAUUGAAGAGGAGACUAAAGAAAUCUGCAUCCAAGAGGAAAGGGCACGGUAAGAAGAAGUCGAAGGAAAAUAAGCAAGUUCAGGACGACAAGGAUAAAAUGAAGGAAAUUGUAUCGGACGUGAAAAUAGAAAGAGCGAAAGCCAUGGCGCCCAUGACGAAAGAGGAAUGGGAGAAAAGGCAGAGCAUCGUGCGCAGAAUGUACGACGAAGAAACUGGAAGACACAGAUUAAUCAAGGGUGAUGGAGAAGUAUUGGAGGAGAUAGUGAGUCGAGAGCGUCACAAGGAAAUUAAUAAGCAAGCGACGAAAGGAGAUGGUAAAUACUUCCAAACGCACUUGAAGAUGAAUGCUUUGUGAGAUAUGUAUUUUUGUCCAAACAAAAGCAUAAUUACUCUCUUUACAUAUAUACGUUAGAUGUUAUAAUACAAAUCUGUAUGUAUAUAAGUUAUAUAUUUAUGAAUGUAUAUAUACAUGUAUAUAUAUGCAUAAAUCAUAUAUAACUUAUAUUCUUUCUUGUCACAUACAAUGUUACUGUCUGACGUUAUAAUAUGUUUUGUAUUUCAAUUUUGAACAUUUAUCUAAUCUAAGGGUACACGUAAAUUUAUUAUGUAUCAUUAUUGGGGUCGGUAUUUACAGUCGGAUCUUAUAUUCAAAACCAUCUUGAAUUUAUCUAAAGAUGCUGUACGGAACGUUUCACUACGGAGUAUUUAAAGAUGAUGUUGAGUCAGUCUUGAAUGUAAGAUCUGACUAUGAAUACUGGCCUAGGGUCCGAAUGUUCGACUCACUCGCACGCGGUGGUGUUUCGCGCGCACCGAGAAAUCGCACCAACUUUCGGGUCCUAGCCAUUACAAUCGUAAUUCAUGCGUGGGCCACAGGAAAUUAAAUUAAGUUUAAAUUUUUUUUAUGUUAUCGCUAUUAUAUGACACAAUAAGAAAUAAAUUUUUAUUUAGGAAAUCCUUUUUUAUUUCAUUGAGAAAAGUAAAUUAACUUAACUCAACCUGAUCAAAAUAACCAUUAGAAGGACAAUUUUUUUAAUUUAGUAUAAAAAAGAAUACGCAUUUUGUAUAUUCUGGAAUUUACACAUAUUAUAUUAUACAUACAUACAUAUAUUUGCGAAUAAUUAUGUCAAUGAUCGAUAAUGCAAAGGUUUCGCUGGACGGUCAUUAUUAAUCGAUUCUAAUUGUUUCGCGAGAUAUAUCGACUAUUAUUCAAAUGGAUUCAGAUAUCUUAUUGUUACACUGUGUCUCUAGCAGAGAGAAGUCAGAGUGGUCAUGCCGGAUCGUGCUGAUUUAUAGCGCCAUCGCAUCUAUUUUAUCGUGGGAGUAGGAACUACGUUCAUCUACUUAUCCAGAUGGAAAAUGCUAUUUGGUUUCUAUCUGUGCCACACUAGCAUGGAUCACCAACAUGAUCUUGCUCUCAUUGUCAAUCUUCUCUCUGCCUCUAGCCAGACAGUAGUAGCAGAAUUAUACAUAAGACAAGCUUUUAUCAAAUUUCCGCGAAUUUUUAAUAUCAAAUAAGAUGGCAAUUUCUAUUAUCUUUCCAUGAGGGAAGCUGAGGUUUCUUUGUAGUAUUGUAAUCAUUUUUAAUUCAAUUUAAUUAAUUUUUAUAAUUACCUGCAACUACUUAGUAAAUGCCAUACAUAUAUGUAUAAAAUUUUACUUUUAGUAGCAAUAUGAUUUUAUUAUCUAACUAGAAUAGAACAGCUAACUAGAAAUGUUAGAGAAACCUACUUUUACUACCUUGAUCAUUUGAUUAGCGUUAAUUCUUUUAGGCAGGAUGAGAAAAAUUUAGAAAUUAAGUAAAAUAAAAUAAUAUUAUAUUAAGGUAA
Molecule: messenger RNA, 2931 nt
Organism: Vollenhovia emeryi
Lineage: Eukaryota; Metazoa; Arthropoda; Insecta; Hymenoptera; Formicidae
Product: ADP-ribosylation factor-like protein 6-interacting protein 4
Exons: 3
Coding region: 138-1460 (440 amino acids)
Source: RefSeq, a predicted model, not a curated record